Molecule: messenger RNA, 1589 nt
Organism: Cetraspora pellucida
Lineage: Eukaryota; Fungi; Glomeromycota; Glomeromycetes; Diversisporales; Gigasporaceae
Source: the annotation of a GenBank genome assembly
UUCGAAAAGGAAGGAUUGAGAUAACAAAAUAUGGUGGAGGAUUAGUUAUACCACCUGAAAUGCCAUCAAUAGAAUUUUUAGGACAAUUUGUACCAAUUGCUAAUAUAGAUUUUGAAUCAGAAUAUCCAAAUGCAAUAAUUAAUUCAAAUAUAUCAAAUGAUACUUGUGUAGAUAUUAAUUCAAAUGAUCUAAAUCUUAAUGUGAUAACUGAUAAUUUCAUAGUAUAUAGAAAAUAUAAACCUCAUUAUAGUGAGAAAAAAAAAAAGGGAAUUAUGUCUUUAAUGUAUGAAGAAUUAUUAACAGCACGUAAAGAUUCAAAAUUAAAAAUAAAAAUAUAUAAAAAUGAUGAACAAUUAUAUUCAUAUUAUGAAUCAAAAUCAAAUGCUCAAAAAGUAUUAGCAAAUUCAAUUUAUGGAGUAACUGGAUAUAUAUUUUCACCAUUUUACAAUAAACAAAUGGCAUUAUCUAUAACUGCUUCAGCUCAAGAAACAAUUAGAUUUUCUAAAAAACUUCAAGUACAUACUAAUGAAGUUUUAAAAAAAGAGACUGGAUAUUCAUAUAUGGCUGUAGCAUAUGAAAAAACUUUAAUGCCUGGAAUAUUUCCACAGAAGAAAAUGUAUUUUGAAAUCAAACAUAAAGAUAAAUUAGUAUUAGGAUUUAAAGAUCAAAAAGAAAUUUUAAUGAAUGAUGAUAAAAGUAUUGAACAAAUAAUAAGUAAAGUAGUCAAAAAAUAUAUUGAUGAAACAGAUUUAAAAUUGUUUAAACUAACAGAUAAAUACAAUUCUGAUUUUAAACGUACAUCUUUAACAGAUUUUACAAAUGGAAAAUUUCAACCUAUAAAGAAAGAUAAUAAAGCACAAAUAUAUGAAAAGAUGUGGCCAUGUUCUAAACUAAAAGAAAAACAUAAAAUAGAUUAUUUAUACUAUUUUAAAUCAUUACAAGAUAUAUGUGCACCAUUAUUGAAAAAAGAAAAAGAAGAAGCUGAACAAUUUCUAGAAGUAAUAUAUAACGAAAAUUUAAAAUAUUUAAUGCCUAAAUCUUUAAAUAUUUAUUAUUAUAUUGUUCUUAUUGGUCAUACUCCAGGUAUUUAUAAUACUUUGGAAGUAUGUAAAGAACAAGUGAACAAUUAUCCUUCUGCAUAUUUUAAAAAAUGUUUAACAUUUGAGAAAGCAAAACAAUUAUUUGAUAAUUAUCAGUUAAAAAUUAAAAGAAAAGAAGAAAAGUUAAAUUCUAAUGAUAAAAUAGUAAUUUAUACUGAUGGUUGUUAUAAAAAUAAUGAAAAAGGAUCUUUUGCAGGAAUUGGAGUUUAUUAUGAAGAUAGAAGUAAAGAAAUUACUAAACCUUUACCAGAAAAUUUACAAACAAAUAAUCAAGCAGAAUUAUAUGCAGUAAUUUGUGUAUUAGAAACUUAUAUUAAUGGUAAUGAAUAUGCUGAUAGAUUAGCAAAACAUGAUGCAGCAAUAAAAAUGAAUAAUAGUAAAAAAUUAUUACCUUAUAAUAGUUUUAUGAAAACAAAUUUACCUAUUAUUAAACAAAAUAAUCCAGAUCUUGAUUAUAAAACUGCAUUUAAAUUAGUAGCAUCAAUGUGA